Molecule: messenger RNA, 1113 nt
Organism: Entrophospora sp. SA101
Lineage: Eukaryota; Fungi; Glomeromycota; Glomeromycetes; Entrophosporales; Entrophosporaceae
Source: the annotation of a GenBank genome assembly
AUGGGUAAUAAUAUAUCAAGUACAACAACUUCUAUAGCAACAGCUGGCAUAGACAGUUAUGUUAGCGAACUUGGUGACAUUCAAUAUGAAAAAAGUUUGGGCAGUGCUCGUUUUAUGAAAACUAUUUGUGGUCGCCACAAAGAAGGUCCCGUUGUAGUCAAGAUAUUUAUUAAACCUGAACCUAGCCUAUCUUUGUCAAACGUUGUUAAAACACUUAAAGAGGAGAGAGAAGCAUUAUCUGAGAUUCCAAAUGCAUUCCCUUAUCAAAGAAUAAUUGAGACAGAAAAGGCUGGAUAUCUUAUCAGACAACAUUUUUUUAACAGUCUCUAUGAUCGUAUUAGUACUCGGCCGUUUUUGAAUUUAAUUGAAAAGAAAUGGAUAACAUAUCAAAUAUUAUGUGGCAUACAUGAUGCCCAUACAAAAGGAAUUUAUCAUGGUGAUAUAAAAACAGAAAAUAUCUUGGUCACAUCAUGGAAUUGGGUUUAUUUGGUUGAUUUUGCAGGGUAUAAACCCACAUAUCUUCCUGAGGACAAUCCAGCUGAUUUUUCCUUUUUUUUUGAUACUUCUUCAAGAAGAACUUGUUAUUUGGCUCCAGAAAGAUUUUAUAAACCCGGCAGUGAAAUAGAUCGUAAAAAGAGUGAUCUUGAAUUUGGGGAAAAAGACGAUGCACUUACUCCUGCUAUGGAUAUUUUUUCUUUAGGAUGUGUUAUAGCGGAGCUCUUUUUGGAGGGUACAACAAUUUUUUCACUUUCUCAAUUAUUUAAAUAUAGAUCUGGUGAAUAUGAUCCAGGAAUAUACAUAGAAAAAAUCGAGGAUCCAGAUAUAAAAGCAAUUAUAAAACAUAUGAUUAAUGUUGAUCCUUCACAAAGAUAUUCUGCCGAGCAAUACCUUCAAGAAUGGCGUGGCAAAGCAUUUCCACAGUAUUUUUACACUUUUCUUCAUCAAUAUAUUGAUGCAGAUGAUAAGAUUGAGAGAAUUUAUAACGAAUUUGAUAAAAUUGCAUUUUUCUUGGGAUUUUAUGGUGAUAAUUCUGAGAUUAUCCUAAAUCAUGGUCAUGGGGACAAGAUUGGUGAAAGCUCUCGUUUAAUUGACGGUAAGGAUAAUUCAAUAUAA